This is a messenger RNA of Saccoglossus kowalevskii, 1595 nucleotides long. Its product is annotated as bile acid-sensitive ion channel-like. Lineage: Eukaryota; Metazoa; Hemichordata; Enteropneusta; Harrimaniidae. Gene Ontology annotation, biological process: sodium ion transmembrane transport. Gene Ontology annotation, molecular function: ligand-gated sodium channel activity. Gene Ontology annotation, cellular component: plasma membrane. The record is from RefSeq and is a predicted model, not a curated record.
UGUGUGGCACUUGUACUGUCUCAACCGACUAGGAAACACCUUUACCAAGCCAUUAUUAUAUACAGGCGGUUCUUUGUGGAGUUACAAGCAGCAUGAACACACUUGGCGCAACUGUAUCGCCGGAAGAAGCGUCGUCCACAGCCAAAAUAUACGCCAUGACAGGUAUCAAGGAGGGGAAAGAUGAUAUAGGUCAAGGAGAUAGAUCAAGAAAGCAUGGAUGCACCUGUGAAUACACCAAAGAGAGAAUACGGAAGUUCACACAAGAAACAUCUAUGCACGGGGUACGCUACACAGGGAUGACUGACAUACACUCUGUUCGAAGGAUUAUCUGGACGGUUCUCGUUCUUUGGUCCUUGGGGUGGCUAACUUACUUUUUGUACACCAGUGUUGUAAAAUACCGGGCGUUCAACGUGAACACACUUUUAUCAAUGAAGUACACUGAUGUUCUGCUUUUCCCAGCCGUGACCGUGUGCAACUACAACAGAUACCGGAAAUCGUACAUACAGGGGACAACUUUUGCUGAAUGGCAGCAAACACUAUACCACCCUAUAAACCUGAUACACGGUUCAACCACAAUCAACUGGACCACUGAUGCUGCCAUUGAAGAACUAGCGAAGAACAGGACAUAUUUAGAACUUUCUGCUGCUCAUCAGAAGGAAAGCAUGAUUUUAGAGUGCAAGCUCGGAAGGGCCAGCUCCGGAUGCAAUGCGGUAGAUAACUUCACAACCACUUUAACCGACUAUGGAGUGUGUUACACUUAUAACAAUGCCCUUUCUAAUCAUAUGUUGGUUACAGAGAGUGGUAGCCGACAUGGGCUUUCACUUACUCUUAAUCUCGAACAGGAAGAGUACACAUAUGGACAAAACUACGGAGCUGGCUUCAAAAUUGAUAUCCGAUACAAACUAUCCAAUGUUUUGAUUCUGUGUACACAUCUGACAUGUGUUGUUUUUGUUGGUUUUAUUGGUAUUGGUCGUUAUCGUUAUCGUUACCUCAACUUGCAGAUCCUUGUGCAUUUUCCUGGGGAUGUACCUCUAGUUACGGACUUCGGAACGGCCGUGUCCCCUGGUACAGAAGUAUUUAUGCCUGUUCGUUUAGUUGUGGAAAAAAACAAGGAGAGUCCUUACAGAACUAAUUGUACCAACGUCAGCCUUGAAUACUAUGCCCAUUAUACAAAAAGUAACUGCAUCAUGGAAAAAGUUACGCAAAUGGUUGUAUCAAAAUGUGGUUGUCGUGAACCAUAUAUGCCAGGUGAAUAUAUGAUGUUACGAGACCUCAUUGGCUCAAAAGCAGAUGAACGGGCAAUUAUUUGGCGUGAUGCAAUCCUCAUGCAGCUCGUACGCUCACUCGUAGGUUUUAUUUUAAUAGUGCUGCUACCUAAAAAAAGCAACAAAGAAUUAGAAAACGUUGCAGUUUUGCAUGUAUUUUAUGAAGAGUUAAGCUUUAUGUCAAUUGAACAGAGCGCUGCAUAUAAUGGCAUGGAUUUUUUAGCUGACUUUGGAGGGCAGAUGGGACUCUGCGUUGGAGCAAGCCUUCUGACUGUAUGCGAAGCAUUUGAAUUCGUGUUUAUCGGAAUAUGGAAAAGACUUUGCCGUUGA